Ostertagia ostertagi is the source of this 564-nucleotide messenger RNA. Lineage: Eukaryota; Metazoa; Nematoda; Chromadorea; Rhabditida; Trichostrongylidae. The record is from the annotation of a GenBank genome assembly.
AUGAUGGAAAAAAAUCCUUGUGAAGACCCACGACACAAAGCUAUUUUACCACCAUCGUUGAACUGUUCAAACUUUACGCUUCCGACAACUCUCAUUGUCGGUCCUCAGAAAACCGGCACUACGGCUCUUGCAACGUUUUUGUCAAUGCAUCCCAACGUAUCAACAAAUGAGCCGAUUCCGGAGUCUUUCGAGGAGCUUCAGUUUUUGGUGGUAUUCGAAGAGGUUCAACACUGCUCACGUUGUAUUGAUAAGAGUGCAACAUAUUUUGAUAAUCCUUCCGCUGCAAAGCAAGCGUUUGCUCUUAUUCCUAAUGCAAAGAUUGUUGUCAUUUUAUAUGAUCCGCAGAAGAGCUUACUCGUGCAUAUGUUGGCUCACAAUGACACAACGGUUGCUGCUGCAGGCAGUAUGGAAAAAGUGCUGGAUGCUUCAACUCAACAGUUGAGAAAAGUGAGGCAGCGAUGUCUGUCAGGAGGACGUUAUACACAUCAUCUUGAUCGAUGGUUGGAACUUUACCCUCUGUCAAAUCUGAUCCUCAUGGUGAAAGGUUACGCGAAGAACCAGCCA